This is a messenger RNA of Sander lucioperca (pikeperch), 1285 nucleotides long. RefSeq names its product LSM4 homolog, U6 small nuclear RNA and mRNA degradation associated (gene lsm4). Gene Ontology annotation, biological process: spliceosomal snRNP assembly; P-body assembly; mRNA splicing, via spliceosome. Gene Ontology annotation, cellular component: P-body; U6 snRNP; spliceosomal tri-snRNP complex. The transcript is spliced from 5 exons. The record is from RefSeq and is a predicted model, not a curated record. The coding region runs from base 178 to 621 and encodes 147 amino acids. Gene Ontology annotation, molecular function: U6 snRNA binding. NCBI's taxonomy places the organism in Eukaryota, Metazoa, Chordata, Actinopteri, Perciformes, Percidae.
UGUGACUGUUCUUGACUGUAGAGGGCAGCAUCUUAUAAUACAGCCACGAUUACACACCGCAACGCCGGAAACUCGUUAGAAGAAGACGAAGAAGAACAGUAGCUAGGUGGCAAAAUCGUGUCAGUGAAGGGUCAAGACAGCAAGUGAGACGUUAAAUCUUAAAGCUAUUCUAUCACAAUGCUUCCACUAUCUCUGCUGAAGACUGCCCAGAACCAUCCUAUGCUGGUGGAGUUGAAGAAUGGAGAGACGUACAACGGUCACCUGGUCAGCUGUGACAACUGGAUGAACAUCAACCUGAGAGAAGUCAUCUGCACCUCGAGGGAUGGAGAUAAGUUCUGGAGGAUGCCUGAGUGCUACAUCAGAGGAAGCACCAUCAAAUACCUGCGAAUCCCCGACGAGAUCAUCGAUAUGGUGAAGGAGGAGGUGGUGUCGAAGGGGCGUGGACGUGGAGGCACCCAGCAGAACAAACAGCAGGGCAAAGGAAGAGGAGGAGCCGGCCGCGGUCUGUUUGGCGGUCGCGGCAGAGGAAUGACUGGUCCUGGUCGGGGCCAGCAGCAGCAGCUGCAGCAGCAGCAGGAUAAGAAACCGGGCAAACCACAGGGAAUGAAGAACCAGCACUAACAUCACACCUUCAACAACACAUCCUGUUAAUCAGAGUAAUUUCUCCUUCAGUACAUGAAGAUAAAAUUGACUCUCUGGUGUUUCCUUCUGCUGUGAUGUUUUGUCAGGACAGACCAUUGCAGAAAUCACAUCGGGAGACGUUAAGAGAAGCUGUGCUUUUGCACUAAAUUUUGUUUUUCAGCAUCUGUAAGUUGGUAUUAACACUUUUUUUAGUAUGACCAUGCACCAGUGUAUCAGUCAGAGCUGACAGACUCCUUCUUUAGAAUCAUUCAUCAUAAUAUGUCAUCACAACUUUGCAAGAACAUUUUUUUUAUCAUAAAUCACAUUGUAUUAUCCAAAAACAGUUUCCUAUCAGUUGGUACACUGGAAUGAGGUUUUUUAGUUUUAGUUAUUUUUGUCAGCUGGUCUCCUCAGAUGUAGUUUUCAUGGUAAAGAAAUUGCCUAGCCCCAACUUCUGUUGCAUGAAUAUUUUUUUAACUUGCUCUUUAUUUUUGUGUUGUUUGUGACUUUCUGUGGUUUGUCUGCUGCACCGUACUGUCCGAUCAUGGCAGGUAGACCAGUAGACUGGCAGUCGGGACAAGAAAUUAGUCCCUGAAAAUUUACACUUUUGUUAAAGCAUUUGUAAGAUGACACAUUACGAUCAUUAGGAUUUCCAGAAAAAAAA